Punica granatum (pomegranate) is the source of this 2160-nucleotide messenger RNA. Lineage: Eukaryota; Viridiplantae; Streptophyta; Magnoliopsida; Myrtales; Lythraceae. The record is from RefSeq and is a predicted model, not a curated record.
AACCCAGAUGUAGACGUACCGAACAGGCACAUCACAUGCACAUCCUACUCCCGGUGUACGGUGUACCAGGGAACAGAAUCAUGGGACCACCAUGUGACAAACCCACCGCUUGCCCGGCGCACGAUACGCCGGAUUCACGGAAGAUCCCCGCUAGCUCGCCAACCUUAGAUCCUCUACGCUUAUUCUCCCUCCGCUCCUCCGCUGCUCUGCUUCUUCUCCACUUCCGUGUCUGCGCUGAUUGACUCAAACUCAAACCCCACACUCUCAGCAGCUAACGGCGACACCUCUUUCCGAAAUUGAUCGCUCCUUGAAGUUGACCCUUUUCCGGAAGCUAGGGUUCCGCCUCUCCCCUCCUUCUUCUGUCCCCACUCCGAUUCUGAGCGCCUCUCCGGCUCAGAAUUCCUCCCCAGGGCCGCAGCUCGGGGGGAGCCGAUCGCCGUUGGAUGGACCAGGUUCUGGAGGAAAGGGACGCCGCCGAUUGGGUUUACAGAGGCGAAGGAGCUGCCAAUAUAGUCGUAGCCUACACCGGAUCCUCUCCUGCCCUCUAUGGAAGCAGAGAAGCGAAAGCAGAGGGGUCGAAUUUGAUGUUUUCGUUGACUGUGUAAUCUGUACGAGCUUGAAACUGCUAAAAAUGCGAUCUUGGAGGGUACAAAUUCGUCACUCCCAUCACAUGCAAUCCAUAUUGAGUAAGCGAGUUGGCGCAUGCAAAGCUAUAAAUUGGACCGGAACUCGCGAUGGGCUGGGAAGGUUCUGCGGAUACAAAAAGUUCCAGAGAAGGAAUCAAAUUUCAUACAUGGUUCAGCUUUUUCUGCAAAUGAACGGCUAUUAUGGAAAGAUCACAAAGAGCUUGUAUUAUCACCGACAAGAGAUAUGGCAGCGCAGCUUUAUUUGGAACAUGUGAUGAGCCCGCUGUUGGGCUCUAAACAUGUUGAUGCCGGGAUCCAAGUUCUUGUGUCACAGGAGUUUCUAGAGGCAGUUGAGGAGAAUAUAAAUGGUAGACGUCCUGUUUGGAGAAUCAAUGCCGCCAAGGUCAAUAGAGAUUGCAAACAUGCACUUCUACUAUCUGAUCAUUCAUGUUUUCCUCGCGGUAUCAUGAACGACGAGCCAUGCAUAUCUAUCGAAAUAAAGCCCAAAUGUGGAUUCCUUCCAUCUUCAAGAUACAUUGCAAAGCGAAAUGCCAUUAAGAGGAGCAUAACUCGGUUUAAAAUGCACCAAGCCCUGAAGUUCCAUGACAAAGAGGUAUCAAAAAUAAGUGACUACGAUCCAUUAGAUCUCUUUUCUGGAUCCAAGGAUAGAAUGUACAAGGCCUUGAAGGCUCUUUAUGAUACUCCCCAGAACAAUUUCCGAGUGUUCAUGGAUGGGUCCCUCAUUUUGGGUGACUUGGGUGGGUCUGCUGAUAGCACUACUAGAGUGAUUGGAGAAAACCUCGAAGACGUACUCAAGUCUAUUAUUCAGGCGGAUGACGGCCUUCGCACGAGAAGAUUUCUCGAGCUUAUCAUAGAGGCAGUUCGUAAAUCUGGUGUGUUGGAUCGACUCCUUGAUGUCCAGAAACUCGAUACUUACAAUAUUGAAGGAGCAAUUCAUGCGUAUUAUAACAUUGUGUCGCGACCUUGUAUAGUUUGUAAAGAAUUAGGGGAAGAUGGUUGGUUCCAUAAACGCAACUCUUUGCAUUCACUUUCAUUGGAAGAGAGCUUGAAGAUCGUGAAGGACUUCCUGAUAUCUGCCACUGUGAAGGAUUGUAGUUUGAUGAUCUGCUUUAGACCAAGAGGGGCUGCCUCAGAUUCUUCAUUCAGCAGUGUACACCUGGAAUCAACUGGCCAAUUUUUCGAUUACAAGGCAUUUUUCAUCGACCUGGACUUGAAGCCUCUGGACAAAAUGGAACACUACUACAAGUUAGAUCAGAAGAUUGUCAGAUGGUACACCCAAAUAGCACGGGAUGAAUGUUCGGAUAAAAGAGAUGGGUGUAUCGAAUUAUACAGUAACACAAAUUGAUGCAGGUGAAUGCCAUACGAGAUAUUACCGGCUGUCUGGUGAUUCGCCUGUAAGUGUACUAUGAGACAUUUUCCCAUGUUGUAACGUUACAGAAGUCUCCAAAUUGGGAACUUCUGGUAGAAUGAACAGCUGUGUUUUCCUUUAUCUUAAGGCACCAAUUUUUGUUCA